Messenger RNA from Trichoplax adhaerens, 2132 nucleotides. RefSeq lists its product as hypothetical. Gene Ontology annotation, cellular component: plasma membrane. The transcript is spliced from 5 exons. NCBI's taxonomy places the organism in Eukaryota, Metazoa, Placozoa, Uniplacotomia, Trichoplacea, Trichoplacidae. The record is from RefSeq and is a predicted model, not a curated record. The coding region runs from base 1 to 1212 and encodes 403 amino acids.
AUGAAGAAACCCUUCGUAGCCAAAGUUAAAUGGAUCGUCGUAUGCAUAUUGUUAUGUUACCUAUACCAAGUCGAAUCAUUACGCGAUAUUCGCGAUUUAGCACCAAGAAAUCAUACCUGCGAUAUCGCGGUUAUGCAGGCUAAAUAUAUUAGAUUUGAAGCUGUACCUUGUGCUGUAUGUGGUACAGCUAUAGCGCUGGCAUUCUUAUUGGCCAUAUUUGGUUAUCGUUAUUAUAAAGCAGGAAUGUUUCUAAUUGCUUUUACGCCUGCUUCCAUCGCAGCUUUUGCGAUUUCUUUGAGUGUUUCAACAUUACGAAUUGAAUACUGUGCCAUGAUUGCAUUUGGUUCUGGCAUUGUCAUAGGCUUAUUAAUUGCGUUCUUACCUCAGCUAGGCCUUUUUGUUAACGGUUUCGUUUUAGGAGCCAUUAUUGGUGGUUGUGCAUUAAUAGGAGUCACAGAGUUACUACCAUCAUAUUCAUUUUGGAUUCCAAUUGGAACCGUGUCAGUCACUGGUUUAAUUGGUGCUGGUCUCAGCCUUAAAUGGCAAAAAGUUUGCAUGAUUUUGGCGUCAGCAGCAGUAGCUGGAGCAGCUGCUACCGCUGGAGCGGAUUACUUUGUUGAUAACUUUACACUUAUCAUUAACGCUUGGGAAAGGAUUGCCUUUGGAAGGGUCAUACCGCUGUGUUGGUAUUCGUGGGCAACAUUAGGCUUGCUACCUGCAUUCCUCAUUCUUGGAAGCGUUAUUCAACUUCUAUGCACUGGGCGCGACUUUGAACAUGACAUUAGCGGAGUUCAUGUCAGGAUUAAUAGAAAAAGCUCAACAUAUAAACCUAAAAAAUAUCAACAUACUCCAAAAGAACCAAAACUUAGGUCGUCCAAUAAUAAUCAUCAUCAUAAUGGACAUCAUCACUCUAAUAAUGCGCAUCGCUCUUCCAAUAAUGGGAAUCGCUCUUCUCAUAACGGAAAUCGUUCCUCCAACCAUGAGCAUCGCUCAUCGCGUGACGAUAACCGUAAUAAUCGCCAUUCUGGUCAUCAGAAACGACAUCAUCGUAGCAAUGGGCACGCGCGUGCUGAAGGAGAAGUACAUGUCAAGGAGAGCGUUAUAAAUCCUGUUUAUGAAGAUACAGCUGCUAUAAAUACAGCAGUUAUGAAUAUGACAUAUUUCAAACAUCCCCAAGAAUUACCCAUUAAAAAAGCCAAGCGGCAGCAAUAGAAAUUUAUAUUGUACAAAAUCCUAUUGUCCGCCGAUGGCUUUUCGUUUUGGCUCCAUUGCGUCAUGUUUUGAAUAAUAGGGUUUUUGUACUAUAGUACGAAGCCAAUAUUAAUAGCAAAUAUUGUUUAUCUUAUCAUACAUGAAUCAAUCAUGUAGAAACGUAUUAGUACCAACUCGCUUUUUAACUUGGCCAAUAAAACUCAAGUAUACGUCUAUACGUAGUAUAUUACUGUAGUUAGUAAAAUACUAGAUAUAGCGAUCUUAAUAUAAAAUAAACCAUUAGCAGAUCAUAAAAAAUAAUAAUCGAUAUCCAAUACUAUCCUGGAUGCAUAACUAAAUUUGGUUGCUGCUGCUGUAACAUGCACUUAUACACCAAGGUCUAAUAAUUAAUAAGUAUGUUCCAUAGCUUGUAAAAAACUAGUACAAGUAUAAGAUACUACUAUUGAUUACUUGCUUUUAUCAAUGUUGUAUUCGUACAACUCGUCAGCACCUUGCUUGUAUAAUGUAUACCGGAUGUUGUAUCUUGGUUGGCAAUGUAAAGACUGAUUCUCCACGAUGAGUCUAAAACUCAUUUUGGCACCUUGAAUUCAAAUUAUGAUGAUUUAAUUUUAUUUUUAAUCAUUAAAUAUUAAUAGAACUACCUUUUUGAGCAUUGGUGACUACAUAUGAACAUUAGAAGUUGGACUUUUUUCUGAUAUCUAUAUGUUAUUCUGUAUCUAUAGCGCUGUCUGUUAUAAAACAGUUAAAUUUCUUCUAUGAGUGUAAUGAAUAUAAACCAAUAUAUCUAUAUAUCGAACAAUGUCAUGCAUCUUUAAAUUUCUACUCUCAUUAAGAAUAUUUCUAUACGACUUUUUAAAAUACGUACAAUGCCAUAUCCUUGAUUAAAAUCAAGCAAAAUAAAGCUAAUGCUAUUACUGAAU